This is a messenger RNA of Arabis nemorensis, 195 nucleotides long. The record is from the annotation of a GenBank genome assembly. NCBI's taxonomy places the organism in Eukaryota, Viridiplantae, Streptophyta, Magnoliopsida, Brassicales, Brassicaceae.
AUGAAGUAUUACGCGAACCUCCUUACUCGCCACAACCGAGCUCAGUUCGCCGAUGCAGCACCGGAGACAGAUGACGGAGCUGACUCGGUUCGCAAACCUUCACCGUCACACACAAACCGGAAGAGAGGAAGACCAGAAACUUCCGAUCGUCGUUCCAAGAGGAGAAACGUAGAUUACCGAAGCUCCGAUGAUUGA